GGCCCCCGGGGCGGCCGGGACCUCCCGCGGCGGCGGCUCCUCCCCGGCGGGUGCCCGCGGCGCUGCUGCUGCUCCCGCCGCAGCCUCCCCCCUGCGAAUGAUGCGGCGGGAGGCGCCGCUGGGCUGGGUCGGAGCUCGGGCGGCGGCAGAAGCGGUGGCUCUGGGCAGUGCCCGGUCGAAGAAGGAGGAGGAGGCGGCGGCCGCCCGGUCCCCAGCGCCCCGCGGCGGCCGGGCGGGCGCAGGAUGCUGAGAGCGACCCCGCGGCCUGGUCGCGCCGCGAGGAAAGGGCCCCCCCGGGGCUGAGCGCGGAGUGGCCCCAUCCCGUCCCCCGUCCCGCACGUGCUUUCCCCCCCUCCUCUCCCUGCGUCUUCUCCAGCCCCUCGCCCUCCCGGCGCCCCUCCCCGGCGGCCCCGGUGCCGAGCGGCCCCGCCCCGUCCGGCCCCUCCCGCGGCGGGAGCGCGGCGGGGCCGGCGGAACAUGGCGUGGGUGCUGAAGAUGGACGAGGUGAUCGAGUCCGGGCUGGUGCACGACUUUGACGCCAGCCUCUCGGGCAUCGGGCAGGAGCUGGGAGCCGGUGCCUACAGCAUGAGUGAUGUAUUGGCACUGCCUAUUUUCAAACAGGAAGAUUCCAGCCUUCCACAAGAAAAUGAGACCAAACAUCCACCCUUCCAGUAUGUUAUGUGUGCUGCAACAUCUCCAGCAGUAAAAUUAUAUGAUGAAACUCUCACAUACUUGAAUCAAGGUCAGUCCUAUGAGAUACGGAUGCUAGAUAAUCGGAAAGCUGGAGACAUACCAGAGAUCAAUGGAAAACUGGUGAAGAGUAUUAUAAGAGUUGUGUUCCAUGACAGAAGAUUGCAAUAUACAGAGCACCAGCAGCUGGAAGGCUGGAAGUGGAACCGCCCUGGGGACAGACUUCUUGACUUAGAUAUUCCAAUGUCUGUUGGAGUCAUUGAUAUCAAGACAAAUCCAAGCCAGCUCAAUGCAGUUGAAUUUUUAUGGGAUCCAACAAAAUGUACAUCUGCUUUUAUUCAGGUACAUUGUAUCAGCACUGAAUUUACCCCUCGUAAACACGGAGGAGAGAAAGGAGUUCCUUUUAGGAUUCAGGUUGACACUUUUAAACAGACUGAAAAUGGAGAAUAUACAGAUCAUCUGCAUUCAGCUAGUUGUCAAAUCAAAGUUUUUAAGCCCAAAGGAGCAGACAGAAAACAGAAAACAGACAGAGAAAAGAUGGAAAAGCGAACUGCACAUGAAAAAGAGAAGUAUCAGCCUUCAUAUGACACCACAGUUCUUACAGAGAUGAGGCUUGAGCCUAUAAUUGAAGAUGCAGUUGAACAUGAGCAGAAAAAGUCCAGCAAGCGGACUUUGCCAGCAGACUACGGUGAUUCUCUGGCAAAGCGAGGCAGUUGCUCACCGUGGCCUGAUACUCCUACAACAUUUGUAAACAACAGUCCUACUCCUGCUCCAACUUUUACCUCUGCUCAGCAUAAUACCUACAGUGUCCCAGACAGCAAUUCUUCCUCCCCAAAUCAUCAAGGAGAUGGAACCUCUCAAGGAUCAGGAGAUCAGCUUCAUCCUUCGGCCACAAUCCAGGAAACUCAGCAAUGGUUGCUCAAGAAUAGGUUCUCAACCUAUACAAGGCUUUUUUCAAAUUUCUCAGGUGCUGAUUUAUUAAAGCUGACAAGAGAAGAUCUGGUACAAAUCUGUGGUCCAGCUGAUGGAAUUCGGCUGUAUAAUGCACUGAAAUCCAGGUCUAUUAGGCCCCGUUUAACAAUCUACGUGUGUCAGGAGCCAUUACGGAGCAUACAACUGGAAAGACAAGAUACAGGCAAUGGUGAGAGCAGCAACGGUGCAAUAUACGUUUAUCACGCAAUCUACUUAGAGGAGAUGGCAGCCUCAGAAGUCACACGCAAGCUUGCUUUGGCAUUUAAUAUUCCUUUGCAUCAGAUCAACCAGGUUUACAGACAGGGUCCCACAGGCAUCCACAUUCUUGUUAGUGAUCAGAUGGUUCAGAACUUUCAAGAUGAGAGUUGUUUCUUAUUCACCACAAUAAAAGCUGAAAAUGGUGAAGGCUUCCACAUAAUUCUGAAGUGACGUCACACAAUUGCUACACUGAUACUCCAACGCAGAAUGAAGUCCUGCCUAAAGAUUAUGAAGAUCAUCCAAAACCUUAGGAUCUAACUUCACUGUAUAAGAUGUUUCAUAUUGAAAACACAAAAUGACCUUUCUAAUGAGCUGUUUGAUAGGUGAACUUUCUUAUCACUGCCAUAGCUAAGUGUCCUCAUGAGAGGUAUAAUGCCAUGACAGCUUACGUACAGGCAUGGAAGACAAUGUAAGCAAAGGUGCUUGCCCUUUACUGAAAUAAGGCAAAUUAUGGCCAGUAGAUACAGUUCAUAGAAGCAGAGCAGUGUUGCUUUUCUAUUAUCUGUAUCCAGUUGGAGAUGAAUGUAAACUUAUUUGGGGGCAUUUACCUUUCUGUGCCAGUUUGUCUAUUACGUGCUUGUACCUUACGCUGGUUUUAUUUUUUGAUGUUAGCAGAGCACAUGCUAAUCUGUGUGGAGAUGAGUAGUUAAGGUGAUAGUGAUCAGGUUGUCAGGUCUUUGAGAGUAAAGCUGUCAAAACAGCUUCCCGUGUAAAUUGUGUAUAAGAGUGUAUGUAAGAAGUGUAAAUGCCAGAAAAGGGCUUUUAAGAAGCCCUAGACAGAUGCAAUAUAUGCAUGCAGCAAACUGCAUUAUCAAUAGUACCUUAUUGGAGGGUACCAAGUAAUUGUGUUUUGCUUUAAUGAAUUUAAUGGAAAAGAAUUGCCUAUGCAUCCUUUAUGUUUAGUUUCGUAGGUUCUCUGCGGAGCACUGCUGCAGUUUAACUCUUAGCUUGUAAAAUUGUGAGUUUUAAAAAUACAGCAGUGAGAGGUGGGGUUUUCUGACUUAGUGGAAUUAUGCUGAUGAGGGAAGAUGACCCACUGGCACCACAGGGCUGUCAUAGCUUUCAGCAACAUCGAAUAAAUUGCUUAAGAAACACUAAAUACACACCCUGUAAGUCUCCUUCCCAGCAGUGAACGCCCUGCUGGAGUUGCUAUUACGGACAAACAUCUUCUUACCUUUUCUGUUGACCUUUCUCUGCCCUCCAGUCCAUACUGUACACCUGCUACAGUGCCUCUUCCAUAUGACCAAAUACUCACUUUUUUCUCUGAAACAGGCAAUGUGCUUUUUCGGUAUUUUGGAUAUUUCUUGUACUGUCAUGGCACAGCAUUUCCUAGGGUAACAUUAAGUUUCAACUGGUUAGGUACUUAAAGGGGAAUAUUUCCAAAUGUAUUGGGUGACAGUUUCAGAGCUGUCAUUUUGUGCCUUUGGAAAGUUCCACCUUGAUCUCUGGCUAAAAGCUUGGGAAUAGUUUUGCUUUUUAUGCUGCAGUGUUCCAUGUAAGCAACUACUACAGCAUGUAAAAAAGCAACUUUGAUUUUUUUUUUUCACUUCCCCUUUCAUAACUGGCAUAAGUGCUUAGCAGAAAAGCUUCUGAAAGCUGUAGCAUUUUGAAAACUUAAAUUCAUCAAACCUAGAGGGUUUUUUCCUGUUUUUGUUUUUUUUUUUUUUUUUUUUUUUCUGCACUGAAAGUAAAAUUUUAUGUACUUACUUAAACAUUUCUGACUAUGAGUUGUUCAUCUUUGGGUAUUGUUUGGUCCUAGUAUUUUCUUGAACUGACACUUGUGUCUUUUUAGUUCACACCACAUUCAAAUCCAAAUGUUUUAUAAAAGUGGAAAUAUCCUUGAUUGGAAAGUAUCCAAAUAUCUAAUUUUAAAAAAUCUUGAAAGUUGUACAGUAGUUUGUCCAGAGCUCACUUGAAAUUGGAAUUAAAUUAUGGCACCAGCAAAUUGCUUUUGUUUUUUAAUAAGAUGUACACAUUUCAAUUUAAGUAUAAUAAAUGUUUUUCAAUAAUUUUGUAAAUGUGCUUUUCUUUUUACUUUUUUCCCCCCCUCACAUGCAUUACAGACAUGUCCACUGUUAGGACUCAGAUUACUUGCAAGAUCUGCUUUGGCACUAAUGGUAUGUAAAGGCAAGGAAGGGAAGUAAACAAGCUCUGUAGUGUGUCCCACACCCAGCACAGUCACACAGAUCUUCUGCUUCCAGUAGCAAUCUUGGGUAGAUUUGAAAUAAUUGCAACAAAUUCAAGUUUGACAUCAGCUGAUUGUUUAUUUAAGUGUCCUAUAUCUGAGUAGGUUCCAUUUGUUUUUGUACAUCUUUAAUGCAAUGGACUUUUACAAGGUUCAUUAUGUUCUUAGAAAAAAAUGAGCCAACAAAAGGCAACACAUCUUGACAUAUUGGUACCAAUGACUUUCCUGGUACAGUUGAAAAUAAAAUCUCCUUAAAACUCU
Messenger RNA from Pipra filicauda (Wire-tailed manakin), 4366 nucleotides. RefSeq names its product upstream binding protein 1 (gene UBP1). The record is from RefSeq and is a predicted model, not a curated record. Gene Ontology annotation, biological process: regulation of transcription by RNA polymerase II. The transcript has 16 exons. Gene Ontology annotation, cellular component: nucleus. Gene Ontology annotation, molecular function: DNA-binding transcription activator activity, RNA polymerase II-specific; RNA polymerase II cis-regulatory region sequence-specific DNA binding. NCBI's taxonomy places the organism in Eukaryota, Metazoa, Chordata, Aves, Passeriformes, Pipridae. The coding region runs from base 478 to 2091 and encodes 537 amino acids.